UUGAGGGAGGGGAAACACACCAUCGAAGAGGGGAAGAAACCGGAGCACCUCCUCCCCACCGCUCCCCCCGCCGCUCCUCUCUAUCUCCUAUUCUCCCCGCGUGCAUCAUCAUUCCUGUGGAUGCUCCGGGAUGACAGCGUGAAGCGGGGCCAGGAGCUGUCGAGGUACACACACGCCCGCCCGCCCCCGCCCCUCUUUCUCCCUCCACGGCCGUUUUCAUCGACUCGGAUGUGGACAUGAAUUCGGCGGAGCAAACGGUGACAUGGCUCAUUACGCUCGGCGUGCUCGAGUCGCCAAAGAAGAGCAUUGCGGACCCGGAGGCUUUCCUGCACAGCUCCCUCAAGGAUGGCGUGGUGCUUUGCAGGCUCCUGGAGCGCCUCUGCCCCGGAUCCACGGAGAAAAUCUACCAGGAGCCCAAGAACGACAGCGAGUGUCUGAGCAACAUAAAGGAGUUUGUCAAGGGCUGCACAUCUUUCCGUGUCGAGCCAUUUGAGGCCAGUGACCUCCUGCUCGGUCUGAACUUCUCCAAGGUGCUGAGUAGUCUCGUGGCUCUGAAUAAAGUGACUGCAGAUAUCGGCGUGGGCAGUGAUUCGGUGUGCGCCCGACACUCGUCAGCCCACCGCAUCAAGUCCUUUGAGUCUCUGGCCUCCCAGGCUUCACUGGCUCGAUCCUCCAAGCUGCUGCAAAACCAGUUUCGCAGUCUGGACAUGUCAGAGAACAGUGGGCAGCAGCUGCUGGUGAAGGCGCGUUUCAACUUCCUCCAAACUAACGAGGAUGAGCUCACCUUUAACAAGGGUGACAUCAUUGGCGUGACUCGUCAGGAGGACGGGGGCUGGUGGGAGGGGACCCUCAACGGCAAGACGGGAUGGUUUCCUAGCAACUACGUCCGGGAAGUCAAAGGCUCUGAUAAGCAAGUGUCACCCAAAUCUGGUACCCUUAAAAGUCCUCCGAAAGGCUUUGACACAUCUGCCAUUAGCAAGACAUACUACAACUUGGUGUUGCAGAACAUUUUAGAAACAGAGACUGAAUAUUCCAAGGACCUUCAGGUCCUCCUCACAAAUUACCUGCGCCCCCUUCAGAGCUUUGAAAAGCUGAGCGGCUCUGAUCUAUCUCUGAUUCUGGGAAACCUGGAGGAGAUCAGCACCUUUCAACAGAUGCUCGUCCAGUCACUGGAGGAAUGCACCAAGCUUCCAGAAAGUCAGCAGAGGGUGGGCGGUUUCUUCCUCAACCUCAUGCCCCAAAUGAAGGCUCUUUAUGUGGGCUACUGCUCCAACCAUCCCUGUGCAGUGAACGUACUGACGCAACACAGCGAGACGUUGGGGGAGUUCAUGGAGGGCCGAGGUGCCGUCAGCCCCGGGAUCCUCACUCUGACCACUGGUCUCAGUAAGCCUUUCAUGAGACUCGACAAAUACCCCACCCUGCUCAAAGAGCUGGAGCGCCACAUGGAGGAGAGUCACCCUGACAGAAGUGACAUCCAGAAGUGCAUGGCCACUUUCAAACAUCUUUCCGCGCAGUGCCAGGAGGUACGCAAGCGGAAGGAGCUGGAGCUGCAGAUUCUGACCGAAUCCAUCCGGCUGUGGGAAGGUGACGACAUCAAGACCCUGGGCUCUGUGCUCUACAUGAGCCAGGUCCUUGUGCACACUCCCGGGGCAGAGGAAAGGAGUGAGCGUUACCUCAUGCUUUUCCCCCACGUCCUCCUCAUGUUGUCGGCCAGCCCCAGGAUGAGCGGCUUCAUAUUCCAGGGAAAACUGCCUCUGGCCAGCAUGUCGGUGAGCAAGCUGGAAGAAUGUGAAACCCACAAAAAUGCCUUUGAGCUCAGCGGCCCCAUGUUUGAGCGUCUUCAGGUGUCGUGCACCAGCCAGCAGGAUCUGCAGGACUGGGUGGAGCAUCUAACGCGGCAGAUCAAGCACACUGCAGCUACAGCGCCGAGCCACAAACCUCUCACUGUUCCCUGCCACACGCUUCCAUCCCAUCCUGUCACACCGUCCCGGCACGCCGAGGGAAGGGCCAUGACGGUGGCCCCCACCUACCACACCCUCCCUCACCCUUCCUCCCAUGGGACAUCUCACAGCACCAUGAUGUGGGGCCCCCUGGAACCUCCCAACACCCCCAAACCCUGGAGCUUAAGUUGCCUGCGGCCCGCACCCCCGCUGCGACCCUCUGCGGCCCUCUGCUACAAGGAGGAUCUAAGCAAAAGUCCCAAGAGUGUCAAGAAACUCCUUCCCAAGCGCAAGCCAGAGAGGAAACAGUCUGAGGAGGAAUUUGCCUUGAGGAAGAGUACCGCUGCCCUGGAAGAAGACGCCCAGAUCUUAAAAGUUAUUGAGGCCUACUGCACCAGUGCCAAGACCAGGCAGACACUCAACUCCACCUGGCAGGGCACCGACCUGAUGCACAACCACGUGCUGGCCGACGCGGAUCGGCCCUCUGUGGACUCGCCGGGUCGCCGCAGCAGCGUGUCGCGACCGGAGUUGAGCUCCGACCUUUCGGAGGACUCGGACUACGACUCCAUUUGGACCAGCCACUCUUACCGAAUGGGCUCGGUGUCACGCAAGAGCUGCUUCUCGCACCAAAACUAAAGAAUUCUCCGUGCUGCCACGUGGCAUGCUUACCUCUUUUAUCAUCUCGAUUCGUUUUUUUUUUUUAAUCUAUUUAUUCUGUUUUGGUUAACUUAAUUGGCUUUAUUUAUUGAUGGACAGUUUGAGAAGGUUUAAUGCAGCUCCCUGUUGCCUUUGCCCCCUUUCCCCCUUCUAUGUGCCUCGUCUCUUUCUGUAGCUGUCAUGCAGUAAGCGUUUGCCCGUUCCUCUCCAUUUGUUCAUCUUGAAUGUCACCCCCUCGUUUGAGCACAAACGUGACAUGGGGAACUCUCGUUUUUGCCCCGUAGCGUGAGAAUGAGAGAGAGAUGUUGGUGGAAUUAAAAAAAAAAUAAUAAUUAGAGGCUCCUCUUACCCUGUCUGAUAUUCAGAUGUAGUUCAGGAAGGAGUCAAUUCUCUUGGAGGGUGUUUGGCUUCUAUCUUCAUUGGUGGUUUUGGAGCGUGUAUGCUUGAUGAACACAUAGCACAGAUGGCACAACUUCAGCCAUGAUCUCUGUCCCUGCUGCCAUUUAAUACAGCAGCAUGCCAAUUGAACCCCACAUGCCAAUCUAUAAUCACUUUUAUUGAGGGACAACAAAGCUGUAGGAAACCAAAUGCCUUUUUGGUGAUAAAUGAUUGUGUUCUACAAUUUCAAAUGUAGUGAGAAAUUUUGGAAAUGGACACACACUACUUUCUUUCAGGUCCUAGUUCAUCGAACAUGAUGACGGACAUGAUCGGCCCGAUGCUGACUUUAAUCAUAAAAGACAAAAAGUGCAACAUUUCGCUCAAUAAUUUGAGUUUGGAGCCCACUUUUGCUAGCAAAAUAAUUGGUGGGUUUAAAAAAACGACUUAGCCAGACUAGGUAUUUAACUCUCUAGUUUGAUUGCUAGGCUAAAUUAUGCUAAGCUAAGUUCUAUCUACCUCCACCUCUGUGAAAACAUAAACAUUUGGAAUACAAGAUUUAAAAUUGUGGUAGAGACUUGACACUUUUCCCCAAAUUUCCAAAAAGUAAUAACUUAAGUAGAAGGCUGUCAAAGUUUGACCAGAUUUAUUCACACUUUAAACAGACAACCAUGGCGAGCUAACAUGCUAACUGCUGUUUAGCCUCAUUAAAAGUCCGGCAUGCCUCCGUGUUUUCUGGCUUGUCACUAUUUUUCUGACAAAAGUAUUUUUCCAGUGUUGGUACUAAAAAUUCUGGUUGGCUUGUGUAGCCAUAUUACAUAUAAUGGUCCAUGUUACGUUUUUUGUUCUAUUUAUUUUUUGUAAUCUUUUUAAUUUAUUUAAAUUUUUACAUCAGUUUAUUAAACCAUGAUUUUUUUUUUAUUUAUUUGGACAAAAAGUGAAGUGUUCUAAAUUAUUUUUGCACAAUCAUGUAACUGGACAGUGGGUGGAGUGAGAAUGUGUCAAAUGCAAAAAUCUUUUGUCUUCUACCUAGAGUGUGAAUGAUAUAGUUCCUAAAGGGAGACUUUUAUUAAAUAUUGUGUGUUUCUGUAAAGUAAAGUCAUGUGGUGUAAUGCCUUCCUUCAGCAUUGUGUAAGAAUUGAAGGGCCACAAAAAAUAUUUUAACAGAAACAUUUCUAUGGACGUACUGCUUCAAUCUCAAAAUGUGCUCCGGUUUAGGAUUGAAACGGAUGUAUGAACAUGCUCAAAAUUUAAUACCACCUUGAAGUGUAUGUAUGAACUUCCUUAAUCUCACAACAUUGGUCCAAGGCCGGCAGAUUUGAAAUGUUUAUAUGAAUGCUCUGAAUCUCAGAAUAAUGUUACAGUAGGUUUAAAAGUGUUAAGAGUACAUCACCCGUCUCCUGUAAAUAAUAUAGUUGUUAAUUACCUUGGGGGGAAAAAAAUAAUAAUUUAGUGAGCUGUAGGAAUAUCACUGUCCUGUAUCGUGCUAUACUUUGUGACAGUUGUAUUCAGUGGAAUCAACAUUUGGGACAUGCAGAGUGAAGUCUGUCUUGAACUAUCAUUGUCCUUGACGUACGUGUCUCAAUAACUCAUUAACGGCGCCUUGAGAGUGUUUGUUAAAUACUUGGGGAAUUGUUCAAGUCCUAAAACGGCUGGAUUAUGAAUUUGGAAUAAAUCUGUUUUUCAUCUC
Molecule: messenger RNA, 4662 nt
Organism: Syngnathus typhle (broad-nosed pipefish)
Lineage: Eukaryota; Metazoa; Chordata; Actinopteri; Syngnathiformes; Syngnathidae
Gene: arhgef7a
Product: Rho guanine nucleotide exchange factor (GEF) 7a
Exons: 19
Coding region: 237-2576 (779 amino acids)
Biological process (GO): intracellular signal transduction
Molecular function (GO): protein binding; guanyl-nucleotide exchange factor activity
Source: RefSeq, a predicted model, not a curated record